UUUUCGUUUUGUUUUCAUCUGCAUCGACAAUUUAAAAAUUAGUCUGCUGGUUGUUAUUUAAUAAGUUGAAUCAUCUUUUAUAAUGGACGAGGAAUUUGACAACGCAUUUAUUUUGCUAUGAAAAUGUUUCGGAAAUUGUUUUCUUUGUGUUCAUUUUGUCCUUAAUUGAAGCUUAAAAGUUUUCAAGAAACCGCAUUGAUAUUUCCGAUUAACUUAUCUAUUUAGAGAUACUACUUAUAUAUUUUAUUGGCAUGGAAAAUGGCUAGUCCUUCAAAUUUAUCCCGAACAUCUUUUAACUUUACCAUUUCAAAUCUUCUUCCCGAAGGCCAUGAAAAAGCCUUUAAGCAAGCAUUCUACAAUGUUGCGGCAAUUGUCUUCGUGUUAUUUAUGCUUGUUGCCUGCGUUGCAGUUUAUUAUGUCCUCGAACCUUUUCUCGGGCCUUUGCUUUGGGCAGUUUUAUUUGGUUCUGUUUUACAUCCUUUCAAACAAUCCAUGACUGUGAUAUUGAAACAAUGGUUACUCUCUUUACAAUCUUCGGGUACUCCAUUGACUGUUGGCGCGUUGACUUCUCCAUUUCUGAUUGUUGACUAUGUCUCUGAAAAGAUGUUGGAGUUUACUUUACAAUACAUCGUUUUGUUCCUGAGCAUUGCAAGUUGCGUGUUAACCACUUUCUUUUUGUAUAGUUGUGUCCCUGGUUAUGUUAUGACUUCUUUCUUUAACUUCUUAGGACAAAUGCUUACUUAUGUGUCUGCUCUUCUAGAAUUCUGCCAAGGAGCUUCCAUUUUGGUUUGGACUAUUGUUAUUGGUUAUUUGAUAAUUUUAUCCAUGUGGUGGACACCUAAGACUAAGUCAUACUUGAUUGUUUUAUCUCCAGUUGUUUGGACUAUUUUCAUCUGCCAUCUUGUUAGUAUCGCAGGGCAAUUGCGUCUUACGAUACUACUGGUCCUUUUCGCUCUCAUGUUAAUUGGACUUCUAGCUGAAAUCAGGGGAAGGUAUAAUGAAUCUGGUUCGUCUUUGGAAACUCAGGCAGAGGAAGACCCUUGUGCUCUGACUCCUAUGCAAGCAAUCCGCUCUGGAUUGGCCUGGAUAAGAGGCACUGAGGACACUUGCUCGGAGUUCCUAGAUCCAGAUGUAUCAUUUGCUUUAUCAAGCACUCCUCAUAGUAUCAGCCAGAAGGUCCAAGUAGACUCCUCCACUCCUGAAAAGAAGAGACCUACAACACUCCUGCAAGACCCAGUUAGUGAAGAGGCAAAGACUGAAGACAAAAUGAGUAAUUUUUACAUCUAUGGACUGCUGUGGAUGUGCUUCUUUGUACAGCUCUAUAGACAUAUGUGGCUUUGCUACUUGCUGCUCAUUCCCUGCAUGUACAUGGGUAUAAAACGUGCUGUUGUGAAAUUUGGUGUUUGGAGUUUUAUGAAAGAAAAGAGCCAAAGUAUUCGUGAAUCUUGUCAGGGAAUAUUUGAACAGAGAAAAGAUGCCCUCAUCCCUGCUCCCCUGAGAGGCCUAUGGAAAUUGCUGACUGUUGGGGAUAAAAAAUUUUUGGAAUUGCUUGAUGGGUCUAUCGAUACAUUUACAAGUAUGAUGGCUAUUUUUGCUGUUUUCUUUUUUGCUGUGAUAGGCACGAUUUUUCUCUGUGUUCAGAUUUAUGGUGAAAGUAUGCACCUUGUUACUGUCACAAGCAGUUUGAUUAACAAGACAGUUCAUGAUACAGAUAUUCAACAACUAGUGCCAGAGAGCUUACGAGAUGUUCAAGGAACUGUUGAUGCUGUGCUGGAUGAUGCUUUUAUGUAUGGACGUGGGUGGAUAUCUGCUACUGUCAGGAAAGCGAAAAAGAUCCAUGAACCAGUUGAAGGGAAGCCCCGAUUUCCGAGUCUAGUUCGACGCAUCAUUGAUGAUAAAAAUGAGGAACGUGCUGCAGAACUAGAGAAACAGAUCUUGGAAAUCUUUGAUAAAGUAUAUGAACUGUGGCAUUCACGCAAUGACAACAGUACCUCUCCAAAUUUAGAGCACCUUGCUUCUUUUGACAGUCUUAUCAAUGGGUUUAAAACUCUCAAUAUGGAUUUGAUAAUCAACUUUGUAAAAGAAAACAUAGGAACGUUCCUGUCUGUUUUGGAAUCAGUUUGGAUUAUUUUGAAAGGAAAUAUUACUUUGGCAUUUAGUGCAAUAACUGCAAUACUCUCGCUACUGUUUGGAGGUGGUACUGCUGUUUUGAACUUUGUGCUAAAUUUUAUUGUGUUUUCAACUUCAUUGUUCUAUCUUCUCUGUGCAAGUGGCAAUCAAUACAAACCUGUUGAAGUGUGCAGUAACUUGCUUCCAGCAGUUGGUACAGGAGCCCAUUUUGGUCGGGCAGUAGAAGAAGCUAUCAAUGGUGUUUUUGUUGCAUCAUUCAAGAUGGCUGCAUUCUAUGGACUCUACACGUGGUUUAUCCACACUAUAUUUGCUGUGAAGAUAGUCUACAUUCCAUCUGUUCUUGCAGCAAUAUUUGGAGCUGUUCCCUUCCUUGGAGCCUACUGGGCAUGUCUUCCUGCUGUCUUGGAGUUAUGGAUGGUGAAUGGACAAAUUAUUAAAGCAGUCUUCAUGCUUGUAGUUCAGCUUGUGCCUACAUCUUUUGUGGAUAGCGCCAUCUAUAGUGAAAUCAAAGGAGGUGGCCAUCCCUACUUAACUGGCCUGGCCAUUGCAGGAGGCGUCUUCUACUCUGGUUUCGAGGGAGCAUUGUUUGGACCAAUGCUGCUUUGUGUCUUGUUUGUGGCCAUGCACAUGUAUGGAGCUGUUAUCCAUCCAGGCUUGCUGGAAAGCCAACCAAGACGCCAGAGCAGAGCUUUCUCUCUUAAGAGGAUGUUUACAAUUGAGUGAUCAGUUUUGAAACCUGCAUGUAAUCCUAGUCUUCCUAUGAUCUCUAGUGCUUUCACUUUUGUUUUCAAUUCUGUUAUUUUUUUUAAUUUGCAUGUUGUAGUGAAAAAUUUAUUUUUGAAUAUUUUUGUAUGAAUAAUUAAAUUUUGUAUUUUGUUUUUCA
Molecule: messenger RNA, 3013 nt
Organism: Argiope bruennichi
Lineage: Eukaryota; Metazoa; Arthropoda; Arachnida; Araneae; Araneidae
Product: transmembrane protein 245-like
Exons: 14
Coding region: 259-2853 (864 amino acids)
Source: RefSeq, a predicted model, not a curated record